Messenger RNA from Folsomia candida, 3682 nucleotides. RefSeq lists its product as uncharacterized. The coding region runs from base 875 to 3538 and encodes 887 amino acids. The transcript has 7 exons. NCBI's taxonomy places the organism in Eukaryota, Metazoa, Arthropoda, Collembola, Entomobryomorpha, Isotomidae. The record is from RefSeq and is a predicted model, not a curated record.
AUUUUAAACAGUUUACAUUACUAUUUACAACAAGGUGGACGUAUACAUUGGUUGGUGUUACGGAUCGAGGAACGAUUUGGACCAAUAUGGGUCACGUUUCCAACUUGUGUUUUUUCACACUACUCACUGAUCUCCUUCCUUCCUGUCAUGUAAAGUAAAACUUGUGUCAACACAGGAUAUGAAAUAAUUGAGUGACUUAGUCCAGGUCUGACUUCAGGUCACUGGGUCAGACCGACUACGUACAUCGAUAUCAACGCCACAGACAAGAUACACAAAAGCAGGGCGUCUCGCUCUCUCCUCGGUGCAGUUCUUCUCUAAUCAAAAAGCAGGGGUGGGUAAAAUACUUUGUCAAAAUAAGUACAGGAUGUUGAGCAAGUGAGCUAGGUUCUUCCCAGGGUUUGGAUUUCCGGGACUGUUACACCCACAAAAAGACGAAAAUUUACGUGCAGAAUUCAGAAGUUACACGAAAAUACAUACACGUUUUGUGAAGAAAUUAAGUUUUAUCGCAGUCAAAAAUACAUUGUUUUCACUUUUAAAAAAUGAAGUAUUUUGACCGUGAAAAAGAGUUAAUUUCUGCACAAAACCUGCGUUUUUGUGACUAAUUUAUUCUCCACGUACGUAGAUUCUUGUCUUUUUGUGGGUGUAAACAGCCCCGCAAACCCAAACCCUAGGAAGAACUAGCUCAAAAUAAGUAUGUUUGACAAAGAUUUUGCCCACCUCUGCUAAAUAGUAGCAAGUAUAUCUUUUAAACUAAACAAGAUUUCUGACAGUGGUUGCAACAACGAGGACGAAGCAAUUUCUGAGAAAAAAGUCGCCAAAAAUCCGCACCAGUUUACUCAAAAUCUCCUCUUUUCUGACCCUCUCGGCCGUGAAAAUGCAGCGCCAAAGGAAAAAGGACCUCAACCUCAAGCCCAACCGGGUCUUGGACAAAAGGUCGUCGAGGGGCAUGAUUUAUGAGAAUGAGGAGCUCCGCCUGCGCACCCUCGCCAUCGCCGAUGACGUGGAUCGGGGACACACCGAUAUCAAAAAACUCCGCAGGGAGAACGACCACCUCAAAAGGGAACUUUGGGCCUUGCGGGACGAGUGUGAAAAGUUGGAGGAAAUCUUGAAAAGGGUGAUCAGCAGUGGAAACGUGGACCCCUCUUUGCUCCCAUAUCCAGAGUUGUUUCUUGACUCUGAGGACCCCUCCUUGUACGAUGGAAGCAGUCGAAAGGGCUCCAUAGAAGAAGGCGAAGGUCUUGCCGCUGGCUUUGUCAACUCCAUUUUUUGCACGUCCGGUGAUAACGAGGACACUGGUUCUGUGAUUCACAACGUACAAGGCGAAGACGUUAGUCUGGUCGAGUCACAAAUUAUCGUGGACCCACAGCAGCCAUCUACUUCCUCAUCUUGCACCCCACCACCAAUCCCCAAAUACGUCAUCGGUCCAGAUUUGGAACCCUUAAAGGAAGAGAACGAGGAUCCCAGCAGAUCUCAAAGUUUGGCGACGCUGGCGAACUUGGACGGCUCAACGCACUCACCUCCUCCUCCGAGAAUUGUGCAGUUUGAUAACUUCAAUCUAGACGAAGAUUCCGACGAGCUGCCCGACCCAGAAGAACUGCUUCUUCACCAAGAAGAAAACGAGGACGGGAUUCACACCCCUCUCAUCCAAAUUACGGGCCCCGCAACGCCAUCCACCUCCAGCAAAGGGACCACACCCACUCCGAUGUCCACACCCAGACCCAACAGCACGCAACAGCAGUAUCAGCAGCACGAUACGGAUAAUAAUAUCGCAGAUAUUCAGGACGGUGGCUGUGUGACUUCCAUCCCAGCCAAGUACGAGGUAACAUCCCAAUUCCACGUGACUGGCGGUCGUGACACUGCCUGCUCCUCCCCGUUAUUCGCCUCACCUCGAACUCCAACCCCACCGGGGGGUGCCCGUGCCUCUAAAAAAUUUCGUAAUUCCUCCGGCGCUCUCAUUCUCCGGAAUGGCGAGCACUACCACGUCCACUCCCCACAACACGCCACCGCCACGACCUGUCCAUCCUGCUAUCACAGCGAGCCCAGUCUGGUCGGCAGUCUUGUCGGAGAAAGUUACCCGGUCGACUGGAAUCUGGCGAUGAUGAGACAGCAGCGAGACCGGUCUCGCAUCUCCACCUUGCUCGGUCUCGAAACCAUUCUUGCCGUGGGUGUGGUCAGCGGUGCUGGUGUGACCUCUCCGCUGGAAGGGCAGGAUGUCAUUGACGAGCUGGAGGCGCAAUGGGAUCCCUCUUUGGAAAGGGUGAAAGGGAUCCGGGUGUUAGGCGGGGUCGUCAUCUUUCUCCGGGUGAGGGAUGCCGAGGCGUUGAGCGGACUUGUGGAUGCGUUUGGAGAGGAUAAAGAUGGAUUAAGGGUCAAAGGGGGCAGGGUCAAGUUCCAUCAUGGGUCGGACGGCCCAACGGAACUUCGUCUCAUCGGCCUCGGUCCUGAAGUUCCUGACGAAUCUGUGGUCUCUUUCCUCAACGCGUUUGGCCAGGUCAUCUCCCCCAUCGAGCGGAGGUCCUAUAAGGGCGUCGAAAUAUGGGAACGGACCAUUCGUCUCCAUCUCGUCACUCCUCAUCCGUCUACCCUUUGCAUUUCCGGCUACUCCGUCACUCUCACCGUGGUGCAGGAGGGGAGGAAUUACUGCUUGUUGGACACCAGCCAAACGCCUGUCAAUCCAAAUGUCUCUCUCGCCAACCCUUCUGCUGGCAUUGAAUUAUUGAAAUCUGACACUGGGACGGAUUCCAAAAACCCGUCAAACAAAUCUGAUGAGCCAGCAGCAGUAGCUACGUCGUCAUCGUCAUCCCUUCUCCUCACAGCACACAAACCUGUGGCUCGGAGUUCUUCAUCCAACCCACGCCUCGAACUUGGACCUUCCCCUUCAUCCCCCGUCCCGCAAAAGAGGUCCAUUUCCGCUUCCGUCUGCACCGCCAACCUUCCCCCCGAACAACAUCCGGGCAGAUUGUUCUCCAAGAACCCAAACCUACACAAAACCUCCGCCGUGAUUACUCCCCCUCCACCAGCCACAGUCCCCCCAACGCCGACAGUUAGCAGCACAAUCCCAAACUCAGCCCCGAAUCUCACCACGCCAGGAAGCGUUCCCCCGGGAGGAAAAAAACCACUGUCCCGCGUCCUAAAGUCCUCCCCAGGAAAUCUCGUCCCUCCCACGCCCACCACUCCCACCGUGGAACAGGCGGUGACUCCAGGGACCCCGAGUUCACCACGGACCGGACUUCGUGCCGCUUUUUGCCGUGGUCUCUCCAUCGAUCCAACCGCACGGAGGAGAGAUUCCGCCAUUUCGAAUCACGCCCCUGCCGACAACAAUAACAAAUCCUCUGACUGGAGACGAGGAAGCAGUGCGUUCUACUCCCGAUUUGGUGGUGGUGGUCAUCAGCCCCUGAGUCAGAUGAAUUCGUCGUCCUCCUCCCACAAUUCUUAUCAGAGUAGGAGCGGGCGGAAUGGGGGCGGGGGUGCGGCCGGGUUGGCUGGAAAGGGCGAACCUCUCCCGUGGUGUGGAUGUUGGGGAAAUGGAUGCAUUUAAUAGAAGGAGAGGAGAGUAGCUUAAUUAAUACUCAAGCAAGUUGGUUAGUUAGUUCAACUAUAUAUUUUCGAUACUUAAUGAAUUGUUAUUUAUUACUACACAAAUGCAUCAUCGAAUAGAAUAAAGUAUAAAAUUGUCAGAAAA